AGAACAUUCUGAAGCGGAAUACAAUGGAACCGUUGUCUCGGAAGGCAAGCCGAGCGCCGUCUCUUCGAGUUGACGACGCGCAGAGUGAUCCGGGAACCAGCAUACCCAUAAAAGGGGGAUUUUCGUUGUCUGUGACGUCAUGAAAUUAUGACGUCACGUCAUUGUCUUUCCCACUAGAUCGCAGUCAAGCAGUGUUUUAUAAGUGCCGAUGCUAUCUUGCUGCCAGAAAUGGGAUGCAAACAGACUAAGGUUAAGACUUUCAAGCAGACAUCUCCCGAGGAGGCUCUGACGGGCAAGAUCAACUGUCCUCGCGAGCUGUACUACGCCAAGUGUCAGGUGACACCGCCAACAUCCCGUCUGUCAGGGACGGAGAUUCUUCAACAGUUACGAGAUGAGGGUUUGGUCCCCGACCGUCAGGCCAGCGGAGGAGUUGCCUUCUCUGUCCCCGCAGUGGAGGGGGUUGUUCCCCGUGGCAGAGCUCCCCGACGUCUGGAGCAAAUCCCAGUGCGAUGCUUCUACACAGCUGAGAGGAGGAGACAGAAUGCGGAUCUAUACAGGCUGGACAGGUUGGUAGAACAAGUCCAGAGGAAACAACUGGACAGAGAAAUAAAGCACAAAGCUGUCAAGGACGAGAAGAAACGUCGCCUUUUCAUCAAGAAGAUGAAGGCGGAGCACCAGCUCCAAGUGAGGGAGGAGAAACUGAAGAGGCUGGAAGAAGAGCGGGCGGCGGUGAAGAAGAAGGCAGCCAAGAAGUAG
Haliotis rufescens (red abalone) is the source of this 756-nucleotide messenger RNA. RefSeq lists its product as uncharacterized. Bases 229 to 756 code for a protein of 175 amino acids. The record is from RefSeq and is a predicted model, not a curated record. NCBI's taxonomy places the organism in Eukaryota, Metazoa, Mollusca, Gastropoda, Lepetellida, Haliotidae. The transcript has 2 exons.